Messenger RNA from Exophiala bonariae, 345 nucleotides. RefSeq lists its product as uncharacterized. The transcript has a single exon. The record is from RefSeq and is a predicted model, not a curated record. Gene Ontology annotation, cellular component: mitochondrial large ribosomal subunit. Lineage: Eukaryota; Fungi; Ascomycota; Eurotiomycetes; Chaetothyriales; Herpotrichiellaceae. Gene Ontology annotation, molecular function: structural constituent of ribosome. Bases 1 to 345 code for a protein of 114 amino acids.
AUGAAGACCACCUAUCUAACUACGCUAACCGCGACGUUCAACCCGUUCCUGGCGACCGCCAAAAUCCCACGACUGAUCCUCUCGUCUCUCCCCGCCAGCGCACACCGAACGGUCAAGGUCGUAUCGAAACAACUACCGCGGAAUUCCACCGAACCAUCCACGCUCGAGAUGCAUUUCAAGGACGGCAAGACGCUGAAAUAUAGCUGGGCGCUCGAGACGCCCGAGAGCAAAGCCGCUGCGCUGGCGGCUAAUAAAAAAGUUGAGAAGGUUCAACUUAGAGACAUCGUGUGGGAGGUCGAUCGGCACGCCAGGGUCUUGUCGCGGCAGGAGGAUUUAAAGGGCUGA